Molecule: messenger RNA, 252 nt
Organism: Lathyrus sativus (Indian pea)
Lineage: Eukaryota; Viridiplantae; Streptophyta; Magnoliopsida; Fabales; Fabaceae
Source: the annotation of a GenBank genome assembly
AUGAGUCGUUGCAGAAGGUGUUCCCCAACUUCAUUCACCGUUCGUGCUUACGGUUCUUCGUCUCUCUCACCCACCAGUUGUGGAAGUAUGAAUUGGGUUCAGCGAAAGAUCCACCUUUACAAUGUGACAUUUGGGCUUUAUAUGCUGGAUUGGUGGGAGCGCUGUACUUUUAAUAUUUUGGUGAUUGUACUAAUGUGUUUUGUUGUGCGGUACAUUACUCAGUUCGUCAAGAGGUAUGUCUUUUUGUGGUAA